Messenger RNA from Haemonchus placei, 264 nucleotides. The record is from the annotation of a GenBank genome assembly. NCBI's taxonomy places the organism in Eukaryota, Metazoa, Nematoda, Chromadorea, Rhabditida, Trichostrongylidae.
AUGAGCUAUAACGAGACUACUGCGAUGCAGCCAGCUGAGGAGCUACGACUGGUCGACGGUCCCACAAACAGAUGUGGACGCUAUCAGGAACCUUGCUGCAAUAAUAAGGGACAGGGCUUCGGAAGUGCUGCCAAGGAAAAGUUACAAGAUGCCGGUCAUGCCAUCAAACAUACCGCAGAGAACAUUGGUGAUAAGGCUGGAGAACUGAAGGACAAGGCCAUGAACAAAAUCCAAGAAGGAGCAGAAGCUAUCAAAAGCCACUGA